Messenger RNA from Phragmites australis (common reed), 820 nucleotides. Its product is annotated as protein VASCULATURE COMPLEXITY AND CONNECTIVITY-like. The record is from RefSeq and is a predicted model, not a curated record. The transcript has 3 exons. The coding region runs from base 107 to 634 and encodes 175 amino acids. Lineage: Eukaryota; Viridiplantae; Streptophyta; Magnoliopsida; Poales; Poaceae.
AAAGCAGCGACGGAUGGCAGCACUGUUUUCUGCGCCUCUGCACUGCAAGGCACGAGGCAGACUCCCAAGCACAGGAACGAAGAGGGAGAGGAGGAGAAGCUAAACCAUGGCAAGAGUAGAAGCGGCGGUCAUCUGCCUCCUGGUCAUCGCCAUGGACGUCGCCGCUGGCGUCCUCGGAAUCCACGCGGAGAAGGCUCAGAGCCAGGGGAGGCACCUGCGGAUAAUGUUCAUCGAGUGCAGGCAGCCAGUCCGGCGGGCCUACGAGCUCGGCGUGGCGGCGGCGGCGGUGCUGGCGUCGUCGCACGCCAUCGCGAACAUCGCCGGCGGCUGCGCGUGCGCCUGCUCCGGCGAAAAGCUCCGGCGGUGGUCGCCCAACCGGCGGAUGGCCUUCUUCGCCCUGGUCCUCACAUGGAUGGUUCUCGUCGUAGGGCUGGCGCUGCUGGUCCUCGGCGCGCUGCCCAACUCGAAGCGGAAGAUGGCGGAGUGCGGGGUGGUGCGCCACCGGUUCCUCUCCAUCGGCGGCGUCCUCUGCUUCGUGCACGCGCUCUUCUGCAUCGUCUACUACGCCUCCGCGAACGCCGCGACGCGGGAGGAGAAAGGCCACGCGGCACGGAGCACGGGAGCGAGCGUGUGAUCCGUCGAUGACUGAUAGCUGCGUGCUCGAUCCCCCUCGUGUCUCUUGCACCGAACAUAUGCACACGCUUGUAUGGGUCCGUGGUCUCUUUUGUUGUGUGCAGCAAGUACGAACUUCUUGCCAUCGUGUUCGCGAAACGGCAGACUUGCCGCGCCAUGUCAAUGGAAUCUUGUUUUCUUGUAGGAA